UGUCCUUUUUUACCAAAUAAUUUUGUCAGAUAAAUACCUUAACCUUAAAUAUACCUUAAAUACCUUAAAAAUAUAAACUAUUUUCCUCAUAUUUUGAUGUCUUAAUUGAACUUGUAGGUGACAAAAUAGGUGGCUUGUCCAUAAACAGUGGCCAAUACUUGUGAAUAGAUUUAGCAGUUUUACCAACACAAUGACAACAACAUGUGACAGUAAAAUAAUGCACUAAACAUCAUAAUAUGUAACAUAAAACACAAUAAAUGUACAUAGCUGCUAAAAUGAUAAAUAUGUACAAUUUACCAUAAUUUUUCAUUCACAAAGAAACAAUAUUUUAUGCAAUGUAUAACCCUUAUAGUAAAAUUACAUGCAAUUUCCUGUUAAACUACUUUAUGUUUAUAAGUGAAAGUAUAGUUAACUAAUAAAGUUUUACUGUAGCAUUUCCCCCUAUAAAACAUGCACAUUUUGCACUGCAAGAGUGAGAUCUCAGCUUAUCAAUCCGCAAUGCAAAAGUUUUAUUUUUACCAACCUGAUUUAACACGUUAAAGAAAACCAAUGAUACGGAUCAAGAACUGCAGUGCAGUUAUUGAUAAGGUCAAUUUACUGUAUGCAUUAUUUAGAAGAGGUAAUCCGUUGCCUCACUAAUGUGGAUUUUCAGAUCCACAAAGUUUCCAUUAGAUGCAUCCAAUAACCUUUCCGCGUCCCAGCUCUUUCCCCCGCGGUGAUCCCGUUUUGACACCGAGACAAAAACAAAAAAGCAGUAUGAAUGGUGAAGGAGCGAGCAGGCAGGGAGAAAGCAAGAGGAGGCGGUUAGUCUUUGUAGUCGGUGAGGAAUGCGGAAACGCUCCUGCUCUGUGUCAAACUGCUCUGAAGGGGGUCAAGGCACAUUCAGCCAGCGUGGGAAAGCGAGGAGGAGACCGAGCACACACACGCGCUGCAUAUUCCUGCAUAGAUGGGAAAAACAUAAAGGGGGAAGGACGGCCACAGCAGAUCGAUGAAAAUCAGUCACUUUUUUGUAUACACUCUGCUUUCUUGAGGGACUGAUCAGACGUUCUUUCACUUGAUCUGCUGUUGCAGUGGUGUGGUACUGCUGGGAGAUGGGGCUUAGCGCGUGCACCAUCCGACUACCUGUGUGGCCCGUUGCGAGGACACUGCACGAGCUGUGAUGCGUGUGGAGACGCUGGGAAAGUUACUGAAGUUUAUGAAUGACGCGACUCUCCGGGCGGAAUAUAGGCUAACAAACGGGGCAGUGCACGUGCCAGCGCCGCUCUCCCAAUAAUGCCUUUGUGAAAUAUCCGCGCGCUCGUCACGUUUCGGGAUUCCCCGCAGUACCUCGCCGUGUGAGAAAAAAAAAUGGACAAAGAGAGCUUAACCCAACAAUAUGAGCCGGUGGCUGAGAUCGGCGAAGGUGCAUACGGAAAGGUGUACAAAGCACGGGAUUUGAAGAACGGGGGCCGCUUUGUAGCCCUGAAAAGAGUUCGGGUGCAGACCGAGGAAGAGGGAAUGCCGCUGUCAACUAUCCGCGAGGUGGCGGUGCUGAGGCAGCUGGAGUCCUUUGAGCAUCCCAAUGUGGUCAGGUUGUUUGACGUAUGCACAGUUUCCAGGACUGACCGGGAAACCAAACUAACUUUGGUCUUUGAACAUGUGGACCAAGAUUUAACCACAUAUCUGGAGAAAGCACCUGAUCCAGGAGUGCCACCUGAAACCAUAAAGGAUAUGAUGUACCAGCUGCUGCAGGGUCUGGAUUUCCUCCACUCUCACCGUGUGGUUCAUCGAGAUCUUAAGCCUCAAAACAUUCUAGUCACCAGUGGAGGACAGAUCAAGCUGGCUGAUUUUGGUCUGGCGCGGAUCUACAGCUUUCAGAUGGCUCUUACUUCUGUGGUUGUAACGUUAUGGUAUCGAGCUCCCGAGGUGCUGCUUCAGUCCAGCUAUGCUACUCCUGUGGAUCUGUGGAGUGUCGGCUGCAUCUUUGCUGAGAUGUUCAGACGCCGCCCUCUUUUCCGUGGGAACUCUGAUGUUGACCAGUUAGGCAAGAUUUUUGAUGUGGUCGGGGUCCCUUCUCCAGAGGACUGGCCACAGGAAGUGGGUUUGCCCCAGAGUGCCUUUUCCCCUCGCCCUCCCCAGCCCAUAGAGGACCUGGUGCCUGACAUGGAUGAGCUGGGCAAAUCACUUUUACUUCGUUUCCUGUCAUUUAACCCCUCCAGAAGGAUAUCAGCUUAUGAUGCACUGUCUCACCCAUACUUCCAGAGUCUUGACAGCACCAGCAAGAGUCUGUACGCCCAACCCUUCCCCAGCAAAAAGCCCUCCCUGGAGGAGAGAGCUGCUUGAAAGACAUGAUUUCCCACUGUAGACACAGACCCCCAUCCGGUCCCCCCUCCUUUGAACUAGUCUUCCAUAGCAUAACGUCACAUGCUGCUUUUAGAAAUAUCACCGCAACUAUUGGUCGAUCGUAUUUUUUCUUUGCCCUCACUACUGCCAGCUAAUAAAGACCAACAUGCUGCCUGGAUUUACAUUUUUUUACAAUAUCAAAAGCUGCUCUCGUCUCUCCACCCGCCUUCCUCAAAGGAAGUUUGUCUGCUCAGAGGAAAAUGUGCAUCACGACACUGCCAGGGAUCGUCCGUCUGUUUCCAUGAAUGCAAUGCACAGUACAUGUACAGGUCUAAACUGAGUCUUAGCUGCAUAUCACUGCCAUGAACCAGCAAGGUCUUACGUGGGACCUUGUCAGUCUCACUCGGAUUGAGCACAUGUAGAACCACAACUACUGCAAAUUCGGGCCCGUUGAACGGAACCUCUUAUUUUACACCUUAAGAUAUAAUCGCUAAUUCACUUCACUUUUUUUUUUUUUUUUUUGAGCUCACUUUCGAAGUCCUCUCGUCACAGGCCAGGAGGAUUUUUGUAUUGUUUUCUGCCAUGUUGUUACUCUGCAGUACAAGCAGGAGAGUGUGGACACAUCUCCACGUGUGACUUUUUCUCAUGACUGCAUAACCACGGACACACAGAAUCAUUUAGUGCUCUAUUUAAUAUGGCAUUUUGUCACAAGCAUCCUGUGUUCUCGUCCAGGACUGAUGCUUUGAAGCACUAUUUAACACCACAUUUCCUUAACAUUAUAAUGUAUUUCAACAUGUAUUUUUUUUUUCUCCAUAUAAAUUCCACAUCCUGUUCACUUAUUUUAUUAUGUCAGUGUUGAUUGUUGACAUUAUUUUUUUUUUGGCAUGUUAUGUCUUAAUUUUAGUGAACUUGAAGGUGUAGGUUGUUAUAGAAGACUCGUUGAUGUGUACCAAACAGUCUGCACCCUGUCGUCAGGGAUUUAGACAUAGUCGAAGGAUGACCCGCGCCGGGUUGCAUGUUGACUUUAGGGUUGGUUUAGAGAUGGGUAACAGAAAUACAUGUAUGAAAGAGUUAGCGCGUAGUCAUGAAAGUCUAGUUAAUGUAGUUAUAGAGUUGGCGAGUGUUAUGUUCGAAGUCAGGUUGCGAGAUUCGUUCGAGGCUCGGAGAGUGAUGUGUUAUCCCAUAAUUGAUCAAUUAAAGGGUUAGUUUACUUCAGAAUUAAAAUUUUCUGAUAGUUUACUCACCCUCAUGUCAUCCAAGAUGUUUAUGUCUUUCUUUCUUAAGAUGAAAAGAAAUUAGGGUAAAACACAUGGAUUUUUCUCUAUAUAGUGGACUUCAACAGGGACCAAUGGGUUGAAAGUUCAAAUUGCAGUUUCAAUACAGCUUUAAAGAGCUCUACAUGAUCCCAGCCGAGGAAUAAUGGGCUUAUCUAGUGAAACGAUUAGUCAUUUUUUAAAAAAAAAAUAAAAAUGUAUAUACUUUUUAACCACAAAUGCUCGUCUUGCACUGCUCUGCGAUGUGCCACGCAUUACGUAAUCAUGUUGGAAAGGUCACGUGUGACGUAGGCUUCAAAAUCUUCCAACAUCGUUUCUUUUACUUUUUUUUUUUUUUUUGGAAAAGGCCAUUUGACUUAUUCUUUGUACAUUCGCUUUGUAGACACUGGAUCGGUACUUCCGCCUAUGUCACGACUCACGCGUGACCUUUCCAAUGAGAUUACAUAAUGCGUGGCACAUUUGUGGUUAAAAACUAUAUCAUUUUUUUUUUAAAUGACUGAUUGUUUCGCUAGACAAGACCUUUAUUCCUCGUCUGGGAUAAUGUAGAGCUCUUUGAAGCUGCAUUGAAACUGCAGUUUGGACCUUCAACCCGUUGGUAACCAUUGAAGUCAACAAUACGGAGAAAAAUCCUGGAAUGUUUUCCUCAAAAACCUUAAUUUCUUUUCGACUGAAGAAAGAAAGACAUAAACAUCUUGAAUGACAUGGGGGUGAAUAAAUUAUGAGGAAAUUUGAAUUCUGAAGUGAACUAAACCUUUAAGUCCAGGUCCUUUUUAUAUACACGCAAUGCUACAUCCUUCCAUUUCCCAUUUCACUUAAUUGUCCGGAUAGAUCAUCACAAAACAUGUACCAAGCCGCAGUGCCUUUGUGUUUAGCAUGUGAUGAAAAAGUGGAGGGAAGGAAGGAGGGACGCUGCUUCAGGAUUUAGCGUAUAGCCUGGUGAAUCCAGGUGAAGCUGUUUGAUGAGGGAUGAGGAGCUAUAGGCAGGCACUGUAGUACUACAAAACAUUCACACAGUUAAAGUGAUAGUUCACCCCUCACAUCAUGUACUCACCCUCAUGCUGUAUCAAACCUUUUUUAUGAAACACAAAAGAAGAUAUUCUGAAGAAUGUUGCUAACCAAACAGGUUUCUUCUGACUUCCAUAUAUGGACAAGACAAACACUGAGACAUGAAUAUCUUUUUUUGUGUGUGUUCAGUGGAAGAAAGUAAAUCAUGCAGGUUUGGAACGACAUGAGGGUGAGUAAAUAAUGCCAGAAUGAUCUUUUUGGGUGGACUAUCCCUUUAAGCACUGAUGCUUGAUUCAUUCUCUCAGGAUCAGUAUACUCAUUCUGUCACAUUCCAUGCUCAGGUCUAUUUAUGACUAGUUUUAGAUUCAACAAGGGUUCAGGUUUUAGCUUAACCAGUAAUACUUAUGGUCUCAGCUAUCUGGAUACAAUAGUGUUGGGUUAUUUAUACAAUUCACUUAAAUUUCCAUUAAUGGAAAAGAUAAUGAAACAUACAGGUGGUCAUUUCAGCAUUUAUUUUUUAUUUAUAUAAUAUUAUUAUUAAUAUUAAUAUUAUAUUUUAUGUAUUAGAUCACUGUUGUGUGGUGACUUUUGUACUGUCAACAUUUUCUGAUUCUGUGAUCAGUUCACUGCAUCAGUCUAAUAAAUCAUUUCAAUUGAUCAUUGGUGAAUAACACCACCAUUUUUCAAAUCUUCACUGUACUGAUGUUACGCUGGCACAGCUUUACCCUCCUCCAAAUAAGUCUGUGAUUGGAUUUGGUGAUCCAGAGGGCAUUAGAUAUCAAACAAUGUAACUGUAUGCCUUAAUGUUUGUGGGUCUUGUAUAGAACUAAUCUGAUUUGUUUGUUUUUUUAGCUUUAGCUUGGUUGGCCUGGUGAAUAAUUCAUAGUGUUUUAACAUUAUAAAUGUAUUAAAUGUUAGGCUUUCGAAUGUACGACCCGUUCUUGUUAGUGAUGGAAUUUGAAUUUUGGCAUGAUGUGAUGCUGAAAAAAAAAAUAGCACCUUUGAUAUUUACCCAUCUCAGUGCUUUUCCCCAUGAAAUUUUUUUUUUUUUUUUUUUUUUUUUUUUUUUUAGUAAAUCUGUUGUAGAUCGUUUAACUUUGUUUUAAAGAAAAUGUCUUUUGUUGUUUGAAAUGAUAUUCUUUAGUUAGGAAUUUUUAUAAUCAAUUUGGUUUGUGUAAUCGGAUAUCAUUUUAAGCAAAUUCCUUUUGAAACGGCUUGAAAUUGCUGGACAUUGGUACAUAAUGUUUUGCUCCCUAUACAUUUUGUUCUUAUUUAUUGACAUUUCGUCUUUUUUAGUUGACCGUAAUGCUCGAAAAGGCAUUCUGUCAAUUGUAAUAUUCAAAUUUGUAUCUGAUUGGACAGUGAUGAACUAAUGGUGCUGCACCUCGUGUCACUGCUGACUUGAACAACUGUAAUCAAUUAGGCAAACUUGUUCUCAAAAGAAGAGCAACAAUAAAAGUGUCUUUUUAAAUAUUCUAUUAUUUUAUUUUGGUUGCUUUUUAUUGUAUUUUAUUUGUAUUAUAUUUUACCAUUUUUACAUGAUUUCAUUUGUGCUAUGUUUUCCCAUUCUGAUUUAAAUAAUUUAUAAUGUAUCCCAGACAGAGAAAAAUCAUUAAGCUGGAAAAUUCUAUACACAAUAAUCUAAUAUGCUAAAUCAUCAACAAUGAAUACAUAUUCUAAUCAAUGUGCACAAUGUUUUCAUUCAUUUUAGCUGCUGCACAGACACUGUGUAUGAAAAUUAUUACCAUUAUAUUACGACUUUUCAAUGUUCUUUUUUUAUCAGCAGCUUAAUUAUUAUACUUUAUUAAUGGAUAAUCAAGUGUUAUAUCACUUUAGACUGCAUCACAUGUAUUUGGUUCAUUCUACUUCUUUUUUUGAGUAAUUAGGUAAACUGUGUGGAAUGAUUUCUGAUGUAUCUCCAUUUUAUAAUCAUAAUAUGUAUAUCUUAUAAUUUCUCAUAAUAUGUUGCUCUUUGUUUUAUGGAUUUAUGUAAUCGUUUUAAAAGUAAUUAUUUUAACUGUGCACAUUGAUUAGAAGUGGGAAGUUUUGGUCAGGGUUUUAUUUGUAAUUUUUUACAUUGGCUGGAGAGUGAUGUUUUUUUUUUUUUUUGUAAGCACCCAAUCUGUGGUGUAAAUGAUUAAUUUUAGCGGUUUAUGUUGUCAGGUUCGUUUUUUUAAAGUGGGGAUGGAAAAAUGUGUACAUGGAAAUACUUUUUUUCUUUAUCAACGCUUUGAUUUGAAAGUCUUGUUCAACUGUAUGUAAUUCUACUGCUAAAUCAUUCUGCAUUCUUCUGCUUUUAGCAUCUAUAUAUAUAUAUAUUUGUUUGUUUUGAGCGAUGAAACCGCAUGUGGACGUACUGUAGAUCACAUGACAUAUCUUUAAUUUUGUUUUAAAAAAAAAAAAAAAGUCUUGUCUGGUUCUUCUAGUCAUGAUUAGUAAUGAUGGUUAAUCAUACAAUAAGUAGAAUGUAUCUCCUUUUAUUAUGAAAUACUGAAAUUCAGUUUAAAAUGAAUCUCUCUUAAGCUAUGUUCCUCUGUUAAAACAGCACAUUCUUAAGUUUUAAAGCAAAUGUUUUGUUGCUAAAUUCAUAAAUUGAGCUACUCUUGUCUGUAAAGUGCAAAGAAUUGUACGAUUUUGCAAGAACCAAAUUGAAGAGAGAGUUGGUCAUUGUGCCCUUACAUAUUAGUGUGUUUUUGUUUGAAAAAGGGUGAAUGAGAUAUGGUAGUAUUUUGUAUCUUUGUUUUUUCUGGACUGGUUUUGCUGCUAAUGUUUGUCUUAGGCUCUGGCUCUUGUAUGAGUUUUAUUAAACUGGCCCACCUAAAGAUUCCAAUUUGCUGCCAUUGAGAAAAAAAGCUGCUUUUGCAUUUGUUUUAUAUCUGUAACUGCCUGACGUUUUCAUAUUUUUGUAAAAUAAAUAUUCCACUGUGUAAAA
Ctenopharyngodon idella (grass carp) is the source of this 7533-nucleotide messenger RNA. It is a transcript of the gene cdk6, whose product is annotated as cyclin-dependent kinase 6. Bases 1348 to 2322 code for a protein of 324 amino acids. The transcript has 8 exons. Gene Ontology annotation, molecular function: ATP binding; cyclin-dependent protein serine/threonine kinase activity; cyclin binding. Lineage: Eukaryota; Metazoa; Chordata; Actinopteri; Cypriniformes; Xenocyprididae. The record is from RefSeq and is a predicted model, not a curated record. Gene Ontology annotation, biological process: regulation of cell population proliferation; regulation of gene expression; protein phosphorylation. Gene Ontology annotation, cellular component: cytoplasm; nucleus; cyclin-dependent protein kinase holoenzyme complex.